AUGGCGAGUCAGCGAAAACACGAAGAUCUGUUCUCGUCAUUUUUAAGCCCGAGGACUUGGCUAAAGCUGUUGGAGGUCAGCGUGUUAUGUGAAGGCAGGGGGUGUUCAAACAAGGAGUUGCAACAAUCUCAAAGUCAAAGUCAAACAACUGCAAAUGCAGCUAAAGCAACUUUUGAAACCUGUACUUCAUCGGCAGCUAUUAGUUAUCCUGAUGUGGAAAGCAGCUUAAAUUCGUGUGGAGAUCAAACAGGUGAAGUUAAAGAACUUGUAAGUAUUCGAGGUUUUGAACUCGAAAAUGCGAAGUUAAAGGCUGAAAUAGAGGUAUUAAAACGCCAGUUGAAUCUUAAAGAUUCCCGCCUUUUUCAACCACGCAAUUUUACUACCGACGAGGACAUUGCCUUUUAUACUGGAUUUCCUAACUUAGCAACAUUUAAUGCUGUGUUUGAAUUUUUAAAUACUGGAUCGAAAGGAGAAAACAUCAGGUACUGUUCAUCAAAAGAAAGAACUGUCCAAAAGGAGUUUUACGAUGGUGGAAACGAGGAACCAGAGGGAUGUACUAGCAUAGGUAGACGAAGAAGCUUAGAACCCAGAGAGGAGUUCUUCCUUGUUCUGUGCAGACUGAGAAGAGGAUUUUCAGAAAAACAUCUGGCUCACUUGUUUGGUAUUUCACAAUCGACAGUAAGCAGAACAUUCCUUUCUUGGAUUAAUUAUAUGUAUUUAAAAUUUGGUCAAGUAUCUAUAUGGCCUAAUAGGGAGGUCAUAAGAGCUACAAUGCAUGACAGCUUUAAAGAGAAGUACUCUUCCACCCGUGUAAUAAUCGAUUGUACGGAAAUAAGAUGCCAAAUGCCUUCCAGCCUUCUGUUGAAUUCCAAACUGUUCAGCUCCUAUAAGAACCAUGUAACUCUAAAAGGCUUAGUUGGAAUUGCUCCCAGUGGAGCUAUAACUUUUAUCAGUCAGCUAUAUAGUGGAAGCAUUUCCGAUCGUGAAAUUGUUGAACGAAGUGGUUUCCUGAAGUUGAAGUUUGACAAUGGUGACACCGUGAUGGCCGAUAAAGGUUUUACAAUUGAAGACCUACUCCCACUGGGUGUAACCCUAAACAUUCCCCCCUUUUUAGGUUCCAAUAGCCAAAUGACAGCACAAGAUGUUAUCAAGACUCAAGAAAUUGCUUCUGUUAGAAUACAUGUUGAACGGGCUAUCAACAAAAUCAAGAAUUUUCACUUAUGGGAUAGUGUUGUACCCCUCAGUUUGUUUGGGGUAGUAAACCAAAUGUGGAGUGUCUGUGCCUUUUUAUGUAACAUUCAGGACCCUCUCAUUUCCACUUAACACUGAGUUAGACAGAGCUCUGAGGUACACUACAGAAUUUCAGUCAAUUUAAUAAAUGUAAACUUGAUGAUAUCUCUCAUGUUAACUAUUUUCUAAACCAACUAAAACUAAGGAUGUGAUUCGCUUGCUUUCAGUCCCAAAUACUUUAAGAUGUAAGUCUUACAUGUAGUUCCAAAGAUCUUAAAAUCAAAUAAUAAAGAGGUACUAAACUUACGAAAGCUUUAUCCUCAAAGCUAUCUUAUUAUGCAGACCAUAUUGGUUUAAACAUAUCCAGUUAGGUAUGAGACACAAUUCUCUUUACUCAUGACAAGAUUAGAUUGUGGUAGU
Messenger RNA from Stylophora pistillata, 1650 nucleotides. RefSeq lists its product as uncharacterized. NCBI's taxonomy places the organism in Eukaryota, Metazoa, Cnidaria, Anthozoa, Scleractinia, Pocilloporidae. The record is from RefSeq and is a predicted model, not a curated record.